Molecule: messenger RNA, 1010 nt
Organism: Lynx canadensis (Canada lynx)
Lineage: Eukaryota; Metazoa; Chordata; Mammalia; Carnivora; Felidae
Gene: ROPN1L
Product: rhophilin associated tail protein 1 like
Exons: 5
Coding region: 236-892 (218 amino acids)
Source: RefSeq, a predicted model, not a curated record
GGAGGAGCGGCUGAAAGACCCGGCCGGCCACCCCGGACCUCGCGAAGCCGGCCUCCUGGCCCGCCCCCAAGUCCGGGAGCCCGGCCCCGCCACAAACCCCAGGUCCCCUCCAGGCUCCAGAUCCGGGGAGGCUGGGCAGCCAGACCGUUGAGCUGCGCCUGCGCCCCGAGGCUCACGCCCCCCCCACGCAGCGCACCUUGAUUCUUCGCAGCCUGGUCCCGGUCUGCGGAGAGCGAUGCCGCUUCCCGACACCAUGUUCUGCGCGCAGCAGAUCCACAUUCCCCCGGAACUGCCGGACAUCCUGAAGCAGUUCACCAAGGCUGCGAUCCGCACCCAGCCCGCCGACGUGCUGCAGUGGUCCGCGGGGUAUUUUUCAGCUUUGUCAAGAGGAGAUCCGCUUCCUGUCAAGGACAGAAUUGAAAUGCCCGUGGCCACUCAGAAAAUGGACACAGGCCUGACUCAAGGACUCCUGAAAGUUUUGCACAAGCAGUGUAGCCACAAGCAGUAUGUGGAAUUAGCACAUCUUGAGCAGAAAUGGAAAAAUCUGUGCCUGCCCGUAGAAAACUUCAGAACUCUGCUGCAGCUGGAUCCUUGCGAAAACAAAAUCGAGUGGAUAAAAUUUUUAGCGCUCGGAUGUAGCAUGCUUGGUGGGUCACUGAACACUUCGAUGAAGCAUCUGUGUGAGAUCCUGACCACGGACCCCGAGGGCGGGCCCGCCCGCAUCCCGUUUGAGACUUUCUCCUACGUCUACCGUUACUUGUCCAAGAUGGACUCGGACGUCCCCGAGGGGGACACAGAGUCCUAUCUCGCCACUUUAAAGGACACUGUAGACUCUAGAAAGAACGGCAUGAUAGGACUUUCAGAUUUCUUCAUUCUGACAAGGAAAGUUUAGGAAACCUCGAAGAGAAAGUGCAGAAGACAGAGCCAUUAAUACAGAAGAGAACACUUCUUAAUGUCAAGUGGUGCCUUUGUAAAACGUCGGCACCAAAUACAGCUUGUCAUUAACCACA